AUGAUCGAAGAAUUAAUAGAUUCGAUAAAACUCUUAAGAAAUUUAGCCAUUGAAUAUGGCAAUGAAGAAUAUGGUGAUGCUUUAAUCGUUAAAAAUCCAAAUAUGAUGUUAGAAGCAUUAGAAUUAAAAUCAAAACAAUUUCACCAACAUUGUGUAAAAACUGUAAUAGAAAACGAAUUAUAUUUGGACUUUUUUGUAUACAAAGGAAAAUGCAAAAACAUCAAAUGCACCAGAGGUAACAAAGCUAGAAAAAAUUCAAUUGUGUGCAGUGUUUACAGUGAUAUGGUAAAUCAAGCAAUUGAACAACUCAGGGAGUUAAUAAAAAUAAAUUAA
This is a messenger RNA of Dictyostelium discoideum AX4, 333 nucleotides long. RefSeq lists its product as hypothetical. The transcript has 2 exons. The coding region runs from base 1 to 333 and encodes 110 amino acids. Lineage: Eukaryota; Evosea; Eumycetozoa; Dictyosteliales; Dictyosteliaceae. The record is from RefSeq and is a predicted model, not a curated record.